Ilyonectria robusta is the source of this 6288-nucleotide messenger RNA. RefSeq names its product ankyrin repeat-containing domain protein. The record is from RefSeq and is a predicted model, not a curated record. NCBI's taxonomy places the organism in Eukaryota, Fungi, Ascomycota, Sordariomycetes, Hypocreales, Nectriaceae. Gene Ontology annotation, molecular function: protein binding. The transcript has 4 exons. The coding region runs from base 209 to 6196 and encodes 1995 amino acids.
GCCAUGUUUCCAAUAGGUCUGAUAGUUUCUAGAACCGCCCCAUCAUUUUUAUUGCUCACAGUCUGGGCGGCCUUGUUGUCAAGAGAGUAAGGUUUCCUAUCACCGGUUCAAUCCAACAUUCACCAACCCGAGCUUGUAGGCAAUUCUGUUAUGUGCAACGAACAACGAUUGGGGCGCCAUUAAGAAUUCCACAAAGUCCAUUAUCUUUAUGGGCACCCCUCACAUGGGAUCCGAAAAGACCGAGGAUCUCGUGGUUGUCCAGAAACUAGCAUCUCUCAUCAAGUUCCAGAGCCCAAUCGCGACGAACCUGACAAAGGAGCUCAAAACCUUCUCAACCGCUGUACAAGAUAUCAACAUGGAGUUUACAAUCGAUGUUCAUAGGUCCAUUGAGCUUCUAUGCUGCUAUGAGUCUCACCCGCAGCGCCUACCCAACGGAUCGAGAGAAAUCAUUGUCCCACAAUGGUCUGCCGUACUGCAAGGCGUCGAUAACAUCGACCUCAAUUGCCACCACGGCGGUUUGCCAAAGUUUCGUUCCCCAGAUGAGCCACGCUUUGAACUCUUCUGGGGUGAGGUGCAAAGACUGGUGAGAAAGGCGACAGCCCCACCCCAAAAGCUGUUCAAGGCCCCAACCUGGACAGACGAUGAGGCUGCCGAACCAACACCUCCCCGUGCACGUCAGGUUGCGCCAUCUCGACGUCGGCACGAGGUGGCGCAGAAGGGUCUUAAACCAUCGAGAGCCUCAAUAAUCCGAUCGAGUGCGAAUCAGAUCUUGAAAGAGGUACAGAGCCGUAUUGCCGUCGAAACUCCAGCGCAGCAAGAAAGCACCGUAUCCCAAUUAAAACCUCGUGAUGUUACUGAAACCAUUGAUCCAAGGGAGUUUGUUGACUACACCCGCCAAUUGAGGACAGUUACCGCCGAGAAUCGAGGCCUUGACCGCGAGGCCCCUCACUGGCAAACUUGCCAGUGGAUAUUGAAUAACCCCCAAUUUCUCGACUGGAAAGAGAGUGAGGAAGGAUCUCUUCUAUUCAUCACAGGAAGUCCGGGCUGCGGCAAGUCGAAUUUGGCAAAAUACAUCCAGGGUGUCAUGGAAGAGCCGACCAGCGAUGAUGCCGAAGCAAAUCUUGUCGUCUCAUUUUACUGCGACAGUUUGGAGAGUUCCCGUGUGAACCCGCCAAUCCUAGAUCUAGUCGUCAGAUCGCUUCUCAGCAAACCGAGGACUAUGUCACGGCCGGUUCGGCAGAAGUUGUGCUCCUUGCUGGAGAAUUUUAUCCCCGAUCGCCAGAAAACCCACUCCGUCCUGGAAAAUGACUUCGACAAGCGGUUCAACCACCUGAUGGAAGUCGUGCAGACAUUGGUCAUGGAUCAAAAUGGCAUUCCCGCUUGCCUCAUCAUCGAUGGGCUUGAUCAAUGCGAGGACGAUUUUAUUCUCCGACUUCUUCGCGGAUUUGACAGCAUCUUUCGUCGCGAAGGCUCGAGGCCUAAUCUCAAAGUGGUAAUAACGUCGCGCAUGGCAGACUCGAUCCGUGGAUUCGCGCUCGCAAACUCCCACGUCGAGGUCACGCCCGAAAUCGUGGAAGUCGACAUUCAACGAGUAGUGGACGAGGAAGUCGACCGCAUCAUCAUGGCACGCCAAAUAGCUACGAUUGCUGUAACCUCUGUUUCAGCUGUCAUUGUUGAGCGCUCCAACGGCAGCUUCCUAUUUGCAGCCUCGGUCUUGAAAGAGUUGUGGCUUAUCAAAGAUACUGGGGCUAAUUCGGUCUUCACGCUGGUUACGAGUUGUCCUUCGACUAUGGAAGCCAUUUAUCAGCAGGACAUGGAUCGGCUGGAGACCGAACGGCCGGACUUGUUCAGGCUGAUUCAAAUUAUCUGCAUCUCGAAGCGAGCACUCUACGUGCCAGAGGCCAGAGAAAUCCUGCGCAUGCAGAACCCCGAUAUCACAAAGAACUACGACCUCAUUGGAGAUUUGACAAGGAUGUGCCAACGGCUGGUCAAGUUUGGUAGUGAGGGCACACUCGAGCUUCUACACCAGACCCUGUAUGACUUUAUCAUGAACACCUACGAUGUGAGCUUGAUCCACGAGGCCUUUGCGGAAAUCUGCCUCCAGUAUCUGUCAGGCCAAAAUUGGGAUGAGGUAUUGGAGCUCACCUCCAAGUAUCGCAGUGAACGAAAUCGCAGAUACCAAGUCGACAAGCGCUACCCAUUGAUGGACUACGCCUCUCCCUGGAUGGGAUAUCACUGGAGACAUGCCGGGGCUGCCGCAAUUCCUAAAGCAUGGGAACUCUGGAACUUUAUCUGCUCCGACGAUGGCAGAAAAUGGCAGACAUAUGCGAUGCCAACGCGGACAAUAGGGCCUCGCCUACGGCUGCCCCAGAUCACAUCCGCAUCGAGAUCUAGUUCAUUGGGAUUCUCGCCAAUCGUUCGUGCGGUAUCUCGGCACAACUCAGAUCUGUCUGACUCAGAUGAAAGCUCACGCAGCGGGUCAAUCCCAAGGCCAUUUGGAAGGCAGUUCAGAAGAUCACUCAGCGUGUCAGCCAGCGAGUCGGACAGCGAGUCAGCCAGCGGAUCAGACCGCGGAUCUGCCAGCGAAGAUGACGAGCAGUCCUCCGAUGCAAGCUCGUCAACAACAAGUCUUCGGGCUAAUGAACCUAUGCCCCUUGUGGAAUUAACCCCAAAACCGCCUUUGGUACUGCUUGCUCAAUGGGAUGUCGAUUGUAUUCUCAGAGAAUUGUUCUUCGACGCGCUGGAAUCCACUCCGCGACAACUGUUUCAUAAACUCCUUAGCAAUGUGCCCUACCUUGCUCCAAGAUCAACGGGAUAUAGUCUUGCAGACUUUAAAGCCAUGAUCAAUGAGGUUUGGGAUGGGACAACUGCCGUACAUUAUGCAGCGGCGCAGACCGGGAAGGCACUGGAAGUGAUGAUGCCAUAUGUUGAGAACAUUGACCUCCCAGACGACGAUGGUGCAACACCGCUCAUACUUGCCGCAGCGUCAGGCGGGAUCAAAGGAGUGUCCCUCAUCCUUGAAGCAGGUGCUAAUAUCGACGAUGUCGACAAAUGGGGCCAGACUGCCCUCUAUUCUGCCCUCCAUGCCAACUCAGCAGAAGUAGUCGAAAUGCUCCUCAAGCAUGGUGCGAACCCGAACAUCGCCGCCGAUUCUGGCCACUCGCCCCUCGAGGUGACUGUUGGGAAGAACCAUGCAGAGUACGCCAAGAUUCUGCUUGAAUACUCACCAGAUGUCACAGCCCGAAUGACCACGGGACAGCCACCGGCUUUCUUAGCAAGCAGGCUCGGUAGCCACGAAGUCCUAGAGCUUCUGCUGCCGCACAUCGAUGUUGACCAAGUGUGGGAUGGAGAGCGCAUCAUUCACAAUACGUGUUGGCGUGGGUUAGAGACUGUGGUUAAGAAGCUGAUCAAACUUGGCGCAAACUUGGAUGAUCCGCCAAUUAAUACCCCUAAAGCUAUCCCGGUAGCCUUGGCUGCAGAGUUGAGCCACAACUCGAUAUUGAAGGCCCUUCUGGCUGCUGGUGCCAGAAUGGAAUGCCCUGUUCCGGAUAUGAGCGGUCCUUUGCAUAUCGCAGCUGCGAGAGGCAAUGUGGAAGGCUGCAGACAACUAAUUCGUGCUGGUUGCAACAUCGAAGCAAGGGCCGAGCAAGGUCGUACGCCCCUUUAUGUGGCGGCGGAUGCAAACCGACCUGCUACGGUCGAAGUCCUCGUCGCUCAUGGAGCGAAUCCGGAAGGCACAGGAUUUGAGUCACCCCUUCAGAUUGCUGCCGAUAUUGGAAGCAUGUCCAUGCUCAAAAUGCUCUUGGCUGGUCGAAAUUUCCCAGACGUCGAUGCGAAGAGUGAUGCUGGAGAAACAGCACUCGGCAUUGCAUGCGGCUAUGGAGAUUUAGACAUGGUGAACUGCCUCAUUGAUCACGGCGCCGACCCCAACAUCCGAAGCGGGCAACGUACAUCAAAUACGCCGCUGCAGCUGGCCGCCUCCGCCAAAAAGGAAACUGUUAUGGUGGAGCUGUUGAAGCGAGGCGCAAAUCCAUUCCCUGAGCUACCGAGGGAGUCAAGCCCUUUCCAUACCGCAUGUGUAGUGGGAUAUGUAAACGUCGUUGAGACCUUCUUCGAAAUGGUCGACGACGUGGAUGAACUGGUCAACUUUGAGUGGGGUUGGUAUGGAACGCCGCUGCUUCAAGCUGCGCUUGGUGGUAGACUCGAGAUCGUUGAGCUGCUUCUCGCCAAGGGCGCGAACCCGGACUACAAGCUCAAAUGCAAGGUCAACAAUGGCAAGACAGUGAUUCAUGCAGCGGCGGAGGGUGGUGAUAUCAAGGUCUUGGAGGCCAUUCUCGCGGUUGCCAAGGACCCAGACUUGGACGUCCGCGAUUCUAAACGACGGACACCUCUCUUUUACGCUUGCUUCGAGGGACGCGAAGACAUGGUCGACUACCUACUAGAUAAGGGUGUGGAAUGGGAUGUGACACUGACAACAGGCCAGAAUCUCACAGCCGGAAUCAUCGAUGGUGGCUCGGCCAAGAUUUUGGACAGAGUUCUAGAGAAGCAUCCAAACAUGGAAAUUGACAGGCCGAGAACAGACGGUGAGACACCAAUUUUCUUCGCCGUCACGCUUGGGUCUGCCAAGAUCAUCAAGACGCUGCUCGAUCGCGGUGCAGAUCCGAACCGGCGUACCAAGACUGGCAAUUUCCCACUCGCGGCGGCCAUUCGAUACCGAGAGAGGGAGUCUCUCAAAAUACUCCUUGAGCACAAGGGAACCGAUCUGACCCAACUCGAUGUGUUUGGGCGAGGCGUAUUGCAGAUUGCGCAGCAGGCUGGAAGCCAUCCCAUGCCGAGCAUGAUUAUCGCUGCUGCCAAGACUCCAGAGUUUGAGACGUUUCUGACCGAAAAUCGGGACAUGUUUGGGAACAACGCCAACGACUCGACCCGGAUCGACAUAAAGCGCAAGCCAUCCUGGGAACACUGCAUUGAGACCAUCCGCAAUGACGCUGAGAGUCUUCUGGACAACUUUGAAGCGCGUGACUUCCGAUGGGAGCGACUUGGAAAGUUCUGCCUGCAGCUCUCAUCGUACAGUUUUGCUCAGAUUGCCCUGCAGCGUAGCGUGGAGGUAGUGGAGACGACGCCGCUGUUCCUGGAACACCAAGUCCACUGUCGCCUGUGUCUGGAGAUGAUCUCAGGCGUACGCUAUACCUGCAGGACCUGCUGCAGCACAGAUCUGUGUUUGAACUGCAUGAUGAGACUGCCGAAGCUGGGAUACCGCAUGUGGACCUGCCAGUAUCACGUCUUUUAUCAGGUCGUGUUUCCUGGACCUGGGCAUGAGCCUCCAAAGCCAAUUUGGGGUAUGAAAGGGGGGGAUGAUACUACGGACGUUCGUCUGGAUAUUCUUUCCGAUAUUGCAGAGGAAUCGGAGAGUGAAGAGGAGGAGUAUGGGCACAUCGACCAGCCUGAUCCUAGGGUGGUCAUCCAUGAUGAGGAGGUGACCGGAGGAGAGGGAAUCGAGGAAUCGAGAUCCCAAGAAAAGAGAUCCGAUCAAGACGUCAAUGACGCCCCUGCUUCAGAAUCGGAGGUGUCUGAAGCGGAGGUGUCUGAGGUGGGUGGGAAUGAAGCCGAGGCGCCAGCAUCCCCGAACAAGACCUCGGAACGUGAUGCGUUUGUGGAACCACCACCCGAGGGACCGCGGAGCGCAGUGACCGACUUGAGUCUCGAAGAGGGCGACGUGGACGGUGGUGAUAAUGUGGUGACGGAUAUAGUUUCCCUCCCCUCGGCAGAGGAGUAUGUGGAGUUGACAGAAGAACAACUUCGGGAGUUUCUGGAUGCGAUUUUGAGAACCUUUACUCCAGAACGAACGCCGGAUAGCCUGGCCAAGUGGAGUUUCUCAGCCGAGACCUGGAAACUGGACUAUGAUUCCAGGGCUCGAGCUCACCCAGGAGGCCCGGACGCGGAUACCAUGCCAGACUUGCUCCGACCCGCACGAGGUUUGAGACCUAUUGGACCUCAGUCGGACGCCUACGAGUUCCUGGCACCGCUGGCGCUCUUAUUUGCGGAUGUGCCGCUUCACUACGUCCUGACAGAGAUUCCCUUCACAGCGUAUGAACGUCGGGCGCUGAGGAAGAAGAGACAGCUGCAGAAGUUGAUCAGCAAGGUGAUUCGCCCGACGAGACGAGUUGGGGAACUAAACUGGGACAUUGACGAAUGACCUAUGACGCACUGAGGGAUUGUAAGUGACGAAGAUAUGUAAAGAAUGCUUAAGCGGAAACAGAUUGGUGAAGAUCUGGAGCAUGUACAAUG